AUGACGAUAGACACCUCGUGGUUCUCCGACCUUGAGAUACAGAAUGGAGAUCUUGCGAUCCGCUUCCUCGCCUACUUUGACGGCAACCAGGACGACUUCAACAAGCUGAUCCACAAAGGCAUCCUCAACGCCGACCUCUCAAAGCAGCUCACGCGCCGAGCGCUGCCCGAGCUGAGCUCUCGUUUCCUGCAUGAGACGCUCUUCGCUCAGUGGGACGAGGAAACCAAAAGGUCAACCCCAGCCAACAGUACCUUCCGUGUCUUCCACCCAUUUUGUUUCACAAACUCCCGCACUGAGACCGAAAAGAUUACUGCCAUCGUUAAGGAAGAGCUGGAGGCCUUCAAGCGGCUCUUCGCCGGGGAGCCCGCAGGCCUGUGCCAGGUUUCGUUCAUCCACGCCGGAGGCGAGACGACGGGACGGAAGAUGUGGGACACGGCAUUCCGCUGGCGAGACACCGUCUUCCACACGUACGUCAUGGUCCAGUGGAAGGACAAGUGGCUGGAGAGGGACAUGCGGGGCUUCGCGCAGAAGUUCAAGAACAGGCUGAGGCAGUUCUCCAUAGCGGGCAAGGCCGCCUUCAUCAACUUCCCGGACUCGAGCAUGCCGGACACGGACCACCUCAAGGCCUACUACGGCAACAACCGCCAGAAGCUGCAGCAGGUCAAGCGCAUGUGGGACAAGAAGAACUUCUGGAAGUGGGACCAGGGCAUCGACCUGGCCGAGAGCAGUAGCCUGGACGCCCUCGAGAAGGCGGACUCCAACACUAACAUAAAGGAGGAGGAGCUGUCUGACGGGGAGGAAGACGGGCCGGACGAGCAGACAGACUUGGCAGCGACCAUUCGUUGGGAGUCGCGGGAUUCUACGGCAUAUGCCCCGUUGUUGACACAACAGUUCGAAGCCCUCGGGCUGGAUUAUUCUCAUGCUGGAUUUCCUUCGGUCGGCGACAUCGAAUCUAUACCGCCGGAUUUGUUCUAA
Messenger RNA from Diaporthe citri, 975 nucleotides. RefSeq lists its product as uncharacterized. The transcript has a single exon. Lineage: Eukaryota; Fungi; Ascomycota; Sordariomycetes; Diaporthales; Diaporthaceae. Bases 1 to 975 code for a protein of 324 amino acids. The record is from RefSeq and is a predicted model, not a curated record. Gene Ontology annotation, molecular function: flavin adenine dinucleotide binding; oxidoreductase activity.